Vicia faba (fava bean) is the source of this 432-nucleotide messenger RNA. NCBI's taxonomy places the organism in Eukaryota, Viridiplantae, Streptophyta, Magnoliopsida, Fabales, Fabaceae. The record is from the annotation of a GenBank genome assembly.
AUGAUAGUCUGCAUUAGUUUUCAUUUUCAAUCCAAGGAAAGCAACCAUGGAAUUCAAAUAACUCACUUAAAAAGUCCUUUAAAGAAUCACGUGAUACGAUUGCAUCCAAUAAGCCUUUUUCGAAAAAAACUUCAGCCGAUUGGGAACCUUCAGGCACUUCCUUAUUCAACGUUUGUUCAAUUAAAGGGUUCUUAUACUUCUUAUACACGAAGGGGGACACCAUUUGCCGCUCUAACCGCAGCGGGAAAUGCUAUUCAAACAGUAGUCGAUCAAGGCAUGCAACGAGCAGACGUCAUGAUAAAAGGUCCCGGUCUAGGAAGAGAGGCGGCAUUAAGAGCUAUUUCUGGAAGUCGGAUACGAGUAAGGGUUAUACGGGAUGUAACCCCUAUGUCACAUAAUGGAUGUAGGGCUCCUAAAAAAAGACGUGUGUAA